This is a messenger RNA of Pangasianodon hypophthalmus (striped catfish), 3043 nucleotides long. RefSeq names its product CREB regulated transcription coactivator 2 (gene crtc2). Lineage: Eukaryota; Metazoa; Chordata; Actinopteri; Siluriformes; Pangasiidae. The record is from RefSeq and is a predicted model, not a curated record. Gene Ontology annotation, biological process: protein homotetramerization; positive regulation of transcription by RNA polymerase II. The transcript is spliced from 14 exons. Gene Ontology annotation, cellular component: cytoplasm; nucleus. Gene Ontology annotation, molecular function: cAMP response element binding protein binding. The coding region runs from base 70 to 2559 and encodes 829 amino acids.
UUCUCUCUCGGGUCCAAUGUCCAUGUUGGAUAACGGGAAGGCAAGAUUUGUGCACAACACAGUAUAAUAAUGAGCUUGACAGGAGCGGCGGCGGCUGCAGCUGCAGGACGCGGGCAGUGGAGCGGUUCAGGCUCCGCGGCUUUAACCUGCAACCCCCGCAAAUUCAGCGAGAAGAUCGCGCUGCAAAUUCAGCGGCAAGCCGAAGAUAUAGCCGCCUUCCAGGAGGUAAUGAUGGACAUCAGUUCCACCAGGAUUCAGGCUGAGAAGGUUCGGCAAGCAAGGAGCCUGGCUUCGUAUUAUGGAGGAUCUCUACCAAAUGUCAGUCAGAUGUCAGCAUGUCCAACAGGAAAUCAGAGCCAGUUCCUGUCUAGCCCGGACUACAGUGUCACCCAGCAGCACUAUGUGAGGACAGAACAUGGACAGAAAGAUCACAGACCCAGCAUCCAUGGACGGCCAAACAGGAGACAUAUUGACAGCGCCCCCUAUCUGUCUGUCCACUUGUCUCCUCCCUCAGGCCCCGGCUGGCGGAGGAACUGGUUUGUCAGAUCUGCAAAUGAAAAAAGCCAGAUGGACCAAACGCCGAUGAUGGCGCUUAGUAGGACUCGCUCAGACUCGGCCCUUCACACCAGUGUGAGGAUGAUCUACGUCGGUGACCCGAAUCCUGAACAGGUCUUGACUGGCUGCUCCACAAAAACUGGGACCCCGAUGUUUUCACCUCCAGUGCCUCUGAUUGAGGAGAAUGUCCAAGAGGAAGGAAGGACUAUUAAAUUACAGAAGAUACCAUCAGCAUUAUCUGGAUGUGACACCCCUGGAAAUCACAUAAGCGGCUCUCUGCCAGACCUCUCCAGUCUGUGUCUGCCCUCUGCAGUGCCUGAGGCUUCAAACCCGCAACCUCCGAUCAGAACCAACCCAAUCAGCAGCUCCACCGGCAUACACCACCUACCCAGUAGUGCCGCACAUGAAGUCUCGACUGACAGUGAUUUUCCCCUGCCUAGUUUGUCAUCAUCUCUCCAGGCGAUCGUUGAUAAUCCCUUGCUUCAGUCUUCUCUCAGCAACCCUAAUCUCCAGUCGACGCUUAGCAGCCCCUCGCUACAUGACUCUCUAAGCUCCAAGUCCCUGUGCACGUCACUAAGCAGCUCGUCCCUGAAGUCCUCCCUUAGUAGCCAGUCCCUGCGGUCCUCCUUUAGUAGCUUGAGUAACCAGUCUUUCCAAUCAACAGCUAGCAACUGCAGCUACAGUAGUGGGAUUGGUGGGUCUCGCUCUUGCUCCUCGUCCUCUCUUUCCUGCUCGCCACGUACUGGUGGGCAGGUAACGGUGUCUCAUACGACUUCAUCAGUGAGGAGAAGCCAGCUCAGCCCGUUAAUGGUGCCCAGUGGUGAAGAAUCCCUUUGGCAACAACCGACUCUGUCUCCUACACUCUCCUGUAUUACCCAGGGGGUCCCACUUAACAGCACGAAAGUACAACAAGAGGUCAAACCACCACCAUACCCUUACAGUCAAUUUCCUCUAACAUGGACUCCAAAGGUUCAUAAUUCUUCUCAGUCUUGGCAGCUCCAUCAGGCAGAGGGAUGGGAUCAAUGCAGACAAAAUACCAGAUGGUGCCAACAGCAAGGCACAAAGCUGAUAAGCUCUCAGUGUAAACCACAGCCGCAUUAUAUGCAGCAUCAGAACCCACAAUGCCAAACAGAGGACAGCCUGCUGAGUCCAUAUCACUGCACACCUCAGCAACAGCUAGACAAACAAACACCGCAUGCACCACAGCAGUACAAACAGACUCAAAGUAAUCAACAGUCGCAGCAAAAACCAAUAAACUGUGCACAUACUCAACAGUACUUACAGCAACAAGCACAACAAUUUCCACCACAACACCAACAGCAAUACCAGCAAGUCGACCAAUGCUGGAAUCACCAAAGACAGCUCAUAAACCACAACCAGAACCAGCUACACUACCAAAGCAAAGCUGAAAGUCCUCAAAACCAGCAACCUCCUCACCAUCCCACGGUCCUGGCAGCUCAGGACGAGUACGCAUCAUGGAACAAUCCAUUAAAUCAACAAAACUUCCCUAAUAUGAGAAUACAAAGAUCUUUUGGGACACACAUGCAUUUGAAGGAACGGCCAAAACUACAAGCAAAGAAGCUGGCCCAAGAAACUGAAAGAGAGAGAGCUCAUAGCGCUAAACCAGUCCAUUCUCAAAAAGAUCUCCAGUUUAGUAAAAUUGCUUCAACCAGUUCACCGGAUAAUGAAUUCGGGCUUCACAAUAAAUCCUACACUGGCCUUCAUCUGACACCGAGCCAGACAGAAGCCCUCUCACAGAAGCUUGGCCAGCUCCAUAAGGUCACCAGAAAGUCUGACUCCAAAUGUCAGGAUGUAGAGGGGAAACAUCUGUGUGAUGUUGAGCACUUCAGGAACUCACCGACCCAGAGUUACAGUGAUGAUGUGUCAUGUAAUUUUCCCGGCAUCAGUUGUGGAGUGCCAUCUGUGUGCUUGGAUGAUGUGAUUUCAGAUCUGCCGUUCUCAGUUCCAGAAUUUGACCUGGACCCCUUUAUCCUGGCAGACUGACUCACCUGAAUUGUGAAGGAUUUUAGAUAAAUGCAAAAAUAAAAUAGUUCACACAAGCUUUAAUAAUCAGGUUAAAAUCUACUAAAGGAGGAAGAGUAAAUAUUUUAACCAGUGGCCAUAAAACAUGGCGCACAAUGUAACUUAUAGUAGAGAUAAUGGGCCUUAUGUACAGAAUAUGAAAUAGUUUAGAAUGUGUACAAAUCUUUAUUAAUAUUUCAGACUGUAUUUUUUUAAACCAUUAUAAUGUUCAGUCUUACUUUAAAAAUAAUCAAUUUAGAAGUUAUAUUUUCAGUUUGAAUAGUUUUUAACCAGUUUGAGAAGUAACCCCAGCUUAGUCUAACUGAUCGAGCAGCACUGCUUUCUUUGUGGCACCUACUAAAUGAAAAUGUUUAUAUAAAUGCUUUGCACUAGAAAAACCACAUUAAUGUAAAAUAUAUGUAAUGUUAAAAUGAAUAUUAAAAAUAAAACUAAUUCUUAUGUUUUA